Molecule: messenger RNA, 1475 nt
Organism: Macroventuria anomochaeta
Lineage: Eukaryota; Fungi; Ascomycota; Dothideomycetes; Pleosporales; Didymellaceae
Product: amino acid transporter
Exons: 5
Coding region: 8-1438 (476 amino acids)
Biological process (GO): transmembrane transport
Cellular component (GO): membrane
Molecular function (GO): transmembrane transporter activity
Source: RefSeq, a predicted model, not a curated record
ACGGAACAUGAGCGGUAUGGAGACCAUUUCUGCAGGCUGGAUCAUCUGCAAUAGCUGGGCGGGAAUCGCAGCUACCUUUGCCCUAGCAAUCGCACAAGGUGGCCCAGUCACAUUAAUCUAUGGACCUAUCGCCAUGUGUGUGCUGGUUGGCGCUUGCGCAGUAUCGCUAGCAGAACUCGCGAGUGUGUACCCUACGGCUGGUGGGCAGUACCAUUGGGUUUCGAUUUUGGCUUCUGAGAAGUGGAGUAGAGAACUGAGCUACUGUUGUGGAGCGACCAAUGUCUUCUCUUGGAUCGCAAUCUGUGCUGGCAUUGCCAUCAUCGUCCCCCAGCUGUGUCUCGGUAUAGCAGUGUUCUGGAACCCGACUUAUGUCCCGCAGGCAUGGCAUGCGUUUCUGGUGUAUCAGGCAGCCAACGUGCUCGUCUUGGUGUACAACAUCUAUCUGCUUCGACGGACUAUGUGGGUACAUGACCUGGCUUUCUUUGUGUCGAUUGGCAGUUUCCUCGUCAUCGUCAUAACAUGCCUCGCUCGUACCGCACCAAGCUUUCAGUCCACAGAGUCCGUGUGGACGACAUUCCUCAACGAGAGUGGCUGGUCCAACGGCAUCGCCUUCCUCACAGGUCUCGUUUCGCCAAACUAUAUGUACGCCGGUAUCGACGGAGCAGUACAUCUGGCUGAAGAGUGCAAGAACCCAGGGGUGGUCGUGCCGCGAGCUCUGAUGAGCACCGUGUCCAUCGGCUUUAUCACGUCCUUCAUCUUUGCAAUCAUAAUGAUGUAUUGCACAAGCGAUCUGGAGGCUGUGGUGUCCACAGCAACAGGUGUACCUGUAUUCGAAAUUUGGCGUCAAGCAACCCAAUCAGACGUUGCAGCCACGGUGUUCCUUGUCCUACUCCUUCUAGCUGCCGUGUUCGCACUAAACGCCACACACCAAACAGCGUCUCGCUUGACCUGGUCCUUUGCACGCGACGACGCGCUAUUCGGCAGCCGCUGGCUCGGUAGGAUCAAUGAGAAGCAAAAAGUCCCCAUAGCUGCCUUGCUCUUCAACUUCGCCAUCAUGUUUAUCAUUGGCUGCAUUUAUCUCGGCUCGACAUCAGCGUUCAAUGCGUUCAUCGGCACAGGUCUGAUCCUACAACACGGUACAUACGCAUUCCCAGCUGCGCUUUUGAUGAUGCGAAAGCGAUCUGUGAAGUGGCUGCCAGAGUCGCGCUCCUUUAGGAUGCCAUCAGUUGUGGGAUGGGCAGCGAACUUGACGACUGUGGGGUUUGCAGUUUUAGUCCUGGUAUUCUACGACUUCCCAACUGUUAUACCAGUAACAGGAACAAGCAUGAAUUAUGCGUCGGCGGUGAUUGGCGUGAUGGCGAUGUUCACAGUCGUUAACUGGUUCGGACAUGCACGUAAGCAUUUCCACGGGCCUCGGUUACAGGUGUUGAUGGAGUGACAUGGUAUUACGUGCGACUUGUCAAACAGUAAUGAAG